AGGAAACUACAGUUCCUGAUGGGAAUUGCCAUAUGUGUACUAAAAUUAUCAUAUUUAAUAAGUCAAAAAUAAUUUCCUUAUUUAGCUUAAACAUUAUUAUAGAAAUCUUAUUUCUAAUCGUGAAUGCGAAGAUGGAAAAUCAAAGAGCCGAAAGUCCGACUGCUCACUAUCAUGAAGGACCUGAAGACGUGGUGGAAUAUGUUAAAGAGAAAGCAAAAUCUGGCAACCCUGACGACAUACUGAGAGUCACUGAUGAAUACGGAUGGAAUGUGAGAGGAAUAAUGAACGUUGGUGACGUAAAAGGGAAAAUACUCGACGAAAUAUUCCAGAAAGCCGACCCAACAAUCGUCCUAGAGUUAGGAUCAUUCAUUGGAUACAGUGCCGUAAGAAUGGCAAGGUUAUUGAAGCCAGGCGGGAAGUUUUACUCGAUCGAAAUUAAUCCUCUUCGUGCUAAGUUGACAGAGGAAUUGGUAGAAUUCGCUGGACUUUCAGAUAAGGUAACCGUUUUUGUCGGCCCAACAGAAGAAGUAAUACCGACACUAAAAUCGAAACACAACAUCGAACAUCUAGACUUCGUUUUUAUUGACCAUCAUAAACCUUUGUACAAACGAGACUUGAUUAAACUGGUUGAAACCGGAUUGCUCCGGAAAGGAUCGGUUGUUGUCGCCGACAAUAUGCUUUAUCCAGGAAACCCAGAGUACAUGAAAUUUAUUCAAAAUCAUCCAAAAUUCGAAAGCCAAUUUUUCGAAUCUCAAUUAGAAUAUUCGACUGAAGUAGCCGACGGGAUGAUGAAGUCCGUAUACCUGGGAUGAAUUAGCACGUUGCCAUGACAACAUAGAGCUAUGCAUGACUGAUUUGGUCAACCUACCGAAUACGCCAUUUUGUGCCUAUACGUCGUAUUGUUGUUAUUGUUAUUUAUGUUGUUAGUACAAACAACCGCCUUCUACCUUGGCUAUCAGACUAGCCGAUUUCAAGUUAUAAAGAUGGAAGGGGUUGCUUGAAAACUACUGCUUUUAAUAUUAUUUAUUAUUCAUCUCUGAUUACCGUCAAAAAACAGUGAAAACCAUCGAUAUUUUGCUGCUCUUUUUAUCAUUUUAUGG
Molecule: messenger RNA, 1100 nt
Organism: Styela clava
Lineage: Eukaryota; Metazoa; Chordata; Ascidiacea; Stolidobranchia; Styelidae
Product: catechol O-methyltransferase-like
Molecular function (GO): O-methyltransferase activity
Source: RefSeq, a predicted model, not a curated record